Struthio camelus australis is the source of this 2044-nucleotide messenger RNA. The record is from RefSeq and is a predicted model, not a curated record. NCBI's taxonomy places the organism in Eukaryota, Metazoa, Chordata, Aves, Struthioniformes, Struthionidae.
UUGCCUGUUCUGUUGUCCACCCUGCCCAGGGAAAAUUGCUUCCAAACUGGCAUUUUUACCUCCUGACCCCACAUACACACUGAUGUGUGAUGAAAGUGGCAGUCGCUGGACUUUACAUCUCUCAGAGCGAGCAGACUGGCAGUAUUCUUCUAGAGAAAAAGAUGCCAUUGAGUGCUUCAUGACUAGAACAAGUAAAGGUCAGAUGAGCAGCUUUUACAUAGGACUGGGUUCACGGAUUAAUUGCAACAUAUUCUCAUAUGAUUAUUCUGGAUAUGGUGCAAGUUCUGGGAAACCAACAGAGAAGAAUCUGUACGCUGACAUUGAUGCUGCUUGGGUGGCUCUUAGGACAAGGUAUGGAAUCCGCCCUGAAAAUGUGAUUAUAUAUGGCCAAAGUAUAGGAACAGUACCAUCUGUGGAUCUUGCUGCUAGGUAUGAAAGUGCUGCUGUAAUUCUUCAUUCUCCACUGACCUCAGGCAUGCGAGUAGCUUUUCCUGAUACAAAGAAGACAUACUGCUUUGAUGCAUUCCCGAACAUUGACAAAAUCUCUAAAAUAACAUCUCCUGUGUUAAUAAUCCAUGGGACUGAAGAUGAAGUAAUUGACUUUUCACAUGGCCUAGCAUUAUUUGAGCGUUGCCAGAGACCUGUAGAACCACUGUGGGUAGAAGGAGCCGGCCAUAAUGAUGUGGAACUCUAUGGACAGUACCUUGAAAGAUUAAAACAGUUUGUGUCACAGGAACUAGUGAACUUGUAACUUUCUUUGAAUGUUUACAUGUGUUUUUUGUUUCACUGCAGAACUGCACGCCUUGAUAAAUAUAUAACAUGCAACCUGAAGGUUAUGUUUUCAAAUCAUGUUGGUUGCCUUCAUUAAAUGUACAGGUAAUGAUUUGUCAACAUAAUUAAUGAAGGUUUUAGUGCUAGUAUUAUAAACUGGAAUUACAUGAUCAUGCAGUCAAGCUAGGCAGUUCAUAUUACUGUGUGAGUUUUUUUUCUUAGAUGUACAAAAAAAUCACAAGGAGUACUGUAUGAUAUUUUAAUUCUAUAAAAUCAGAUGCUGUAAAAAUGUUGCCAAAUGCUUUAGCAUGUCAGAAGCAAGUUUAUAAAUGUUUUUUAAACAUCUCAAAAUGUACUGUGACUUAUUCUGUUGCACAGGUAUAAAUUAAAAAAGAUUUCUAAGCAGUUAUCCUGUAAAAAUGCAAUAGCCAUGAAAUUUGAGCAAAUACUCAUCUAUCUAAUGAGAAUAGACACAUCACUGGAAAUGACCCAUGCCCUGUUAUAGAGGGAGUAGAUCAAAAUAACUUUUUUUUGUAUAUUUCAUGUCCCUUGUGCUUAGUUUUGCUUUUGUUGGUUUUUUUGUUUUGCUUUUUAAACCUGAAAGGUAAGGGUCAAAUUUACCCACACAUCAUCUCAGCAAUCCUGGUCCUGCCAAAAUAACGUUACAAGUUACCAUUGUCAUAACAUAAAUAUCAUUCACGUGAUUGUUACUGAGGCCACUAAGUACUUUUUUUUUGAAAUGAGUAAGACUUUUAGAGCUUAGAAAAACUUUAUGGACAACGGUUUUAAACACUGAUCAUGUAGAGAUGCAGUAUUUCAAUAGAAAGAACGUGGAAGUUUAUCCGACUUUGUAAUAAACAAUUUGCAAGCUUGCAGUUGUUGGUUCAGGCUCACUUUUGGGUGUUUAGCGUAAAAGCUUAUUGUUUUUUGAGCAUUGUAUGGGAAUUUUACUAAUUACUUCUGGACAGUGGGGGGAAGGGCAAGAAGAAAAUAUUGACACUUUUCUAUUAACUCAAAGUUUUUUUUACUAGAAGUUGCCUUUCCCUUGAAUGCAUUUUGCUUGAAUAAAACUACAAAAAAAAUAUAUGUAGUUGAAUAUGUAAACAAAGUAAUAUUCCAACAAUACACAAUGCUUCUAAUUUCAAGGCCUUAUGUAAUUUAAUUCUUCUGCUUGUUUUUGUGAUUGUUUGAGACUUGUAUAAUCAAAUGUGUUACCAAGUAUUGUGAAGACUUUGGUUCAGAUGUGUUGAUUAACAGUAAACAAUAUUCCAUA